This is a messenger RNA of Klebsormidium nitens, 1109 nucleotides long. The record is from the annotation of a GenBank genome assembly. Lineage: Eukaryota; Viridiplantae; Streptophyta; Klebsormidiophyceae; Klebsormidiales; Klebsormidiaceae.
GCUGAAACGAAGUGCAGCUCUUCGAAAGCAGCGCCUGAGAGACGUUCAUCAGAACAGCAUCUGUGAGAGACGUUUACGUUUCAAAAAGGAGCAAGAAUUUGCAUUGUCAAAGAGAAGGAUACAGUUGUCCGAUUUGCCAGAAGCUGUGAACGAUUCCCUCCUUCAGAAGUGCAGGAUCCUUCUCGUGCACUUGAUGGGCACGAGGCCGUGCAGGCAGGAAGGCCCUUGACUGCAAGAUCCUUCCGUCCACACCUACAAUACUACAGUGCAUUCAAUACAUUAGAUUUGAAAGGCGCUUCUUUUAAUAGCUGUGACCCAUCGAUUACUCCUUGAGGUUAUCACAAUGGACGCAGCUGACACAGCCCGCGAUCUGGGGGACUACGACACUUUCACGUUCAAGACCGCCAGCGCAACAGUGGCGGGGGGAGCGGCGGGUUUGAUCCUGGGUUCCAUUGUGGCUUCAUGGCGGGACAUUCCUGCGGUUCAAAGGAACAAGCCGCUGCCGGCUUUGCAAAACACCUUGAAGGUGAUGGGAUCCUAUGGGUUGACAUAUGCGGUGGUCGGUGGCACGUAUGCAGCGACAGAAAGUGCAAUGGAGGUUAUGCGGAACAAGAAGGACCUGUGGAAUGGGGUGGCGGGGGGCUGUGCGGCAGGGGCUGCUCUUGGUCUCAGAACUGGCAAUCUCCAGACUGGCGUGGGCGCUUGUGCCGCAUUUGCAUUCCUGUCGGGGCUAGUAGACACAACUGGUAACACAACAAAGCAGCCAAGCACUCGGGAGUACCUGCCAUACCAACGGGGUCCUGGUGGACAUCAAAACUAGAUUGUACUGGAUCGUGGUUAGGUGUCAAAAAGCAAUGGUCCUUUCGGGAAAGUCUGCAAGUCGGCACUACGCUCUUUGCUUCCAAGAGCUCUGGGGUUUGGACGGUACCAACCCGCUUUGAGGUGGUGCGCGUACAUCCGUUGGCCCCUGUCGCCAGGGUCAACCUGUGUCUGAUCUGGCUGCUGCAAAAACACUAGAGUAGAGGUGUUCAAAAAGCCAAGUAAAUCUGUGGGGCAUCAACCAUGUUGGUCAUUCUGUCAGCAGAUUGUCUUUCCUAUCAAUCAAUCAU